UGCCAUAGACUUUGUUUACGUAACGAUCUAUUUACGUUGCUCCGUUUUGGAAACAUUUUUUAUAAUAACAACAACACAUUGCAGGUGAUGAUGUCAGCUGUUGGGCAUCGCUAUUAGUGCUGUACAUUUACAUAACAAUGGUCGCUGUACAGGUAGAACGUAUAAACCCCUAAACAAUUGCUUCCAUGUUACUACUGGGAGGACGAAAUGCUCUUAUUUCUUUGAGUAUAAAUGGAAAAUCUAUCCGCAAUGGAGAACAGCUCUCACCAAUCUGACCACCAAAAGGAUCAAAACAAACAGUGGAUGUCACAGCUACCUGAAAAACUAUGGGACAUUCCACUCAACAAUUUAUCAAUUCCAGGGAGUCAUGACACCAUGUCUUAUUGCCUGGAUAAAAACUCUCCGGUUGAUCCCAAGUCACCAGCAAUGCUUUGUGUCUUAGAGAAGUUUGCACCCUGUGUUGCACGCUCCAUUAUUUUAAAAUGGUCUACAACACAGGUAUUAAAUGUAUGUGAGCAGCUGAAUGCUGGCAUUAGAUAUCUGGACCUGCGAAUUGCACCUAGGCCUAAUGACCCAUCCCUGACCCUCAACUUUGUACAUGGGCUCUUUACAUCAGUGACUGUUGAGGAAACACUGCAAGAAAUCUUACAAUGGUUACAAAGUCAUCCAAGGGAGGUAAUCAUUCUAGCAUGCAAAAACUUAGAAGAAAUGACCCCAGUGCUUCACAUGCAUCUCAUUUCCUGUAUACACCAAAUCUUUGGUACAAAACUUUGCCCAAAAAAAGAGCAGCCUACACUGAGGAACAUGUGGAACCAGGGUUAUCAAGUGAUUAUUUCCUAUGAAGAUGACUUGGCAAUGAAAUAUGAAUUUCUAUGGCCCACUAUACCUUACUGGUGGGCUAAUACAACUCGCACACACUCCCUUAUUCGCUACCUUGAGAAGCAUAAAGAAGGAGGACGUCCAGCUGGAUUCUUCGUGGCUGGCCUUAACCUGACAGAGAACUGGUCAUACAUACUGAAACAUCCAUUUGGUUCCAUGAAAACUCUAACUAUACCUAAACUUCCACUCUUGAACAAAUGGGUGCAGAAACAGCAUCCAGGACCCCAGAGAGAUGCAGUUAACAUUAUAGCUGAAGACUUAAUUGGAUCUGAUAACUUUGUUUCUGCAGUUAUUAAUCUCAAUAGGAUACUAACUGAUCAUCAGCCUUGAAUAUUUGUAAAUCUUGCACUGAAUCCUCACUGUAUGGUGGCUGAACACCAUUUAAUUGUAAUCAAUAAGAAAUAUAUGACCUGGUUAAUACUCAUACCUCAACUUAAUAAAUGUAGCUUACAUGAAUGAAAA
Bombina bombina (fire-bellied toad) is the source of this 1341-nucleotide messenger RNA. It is a transcript of the gene PLCXD1, whose product is annotated as phosphatidylinositol specific phospholipase C X domain containing 1. The transcript has 7 exons. Gene Ontology annotation, molecular function: phosphoric diester hydrolase activity. The coding region runs from base 232 to 1209 and encodes 325 amino acids. Gene Ontology annotation, biological process: lipid metabolic process. Lineage: Eukaryota; Metazoa; Chordata; Amphibia; Anura; Bombinatoridae. The record is from RefSeq and is a predicted model, not a curated record.